This is a messenger RNA of Grosmannia clavigera kw1407, 792 nucleotides long. Its product is annotated as 60S ribosomal protein l8. Gene Ontology annotation, biological process: ribosome biogenesis. The transcript has 4 exons. The coding region runs from base 1 to 792 and encodes 263 amino acids. Lineage: Eukaryota; Fungi; Ascomycota; Sordariomycetes; Ophiostomatales; Ophiostomataceae. The record is from RefSeq and is a predicted model, not a curated record. Gene Ontology annotation, cellular component: ribonucleoprotein complex.
AUGCCUCCGAAAGCUUCCGGUAAGAAGGUGGCCCCGGCCCCGUUCCCUCAGGGACGUGCGGGUGCGAAGAAGGUUGCCAAGAACCCGUUGAUCGAGAAGCGCCCUCUCAACUUCGGCAUUGGCCAGGACAUCCAACCCCGCCGCAAUGUGUCGCGUAUGGUGAAGUGGCCCGAGUACAUUCGCCUGCAGCGCCAGAAGAAGAUCCUGGGUCUGCGCCUGAAGGUGCCGCCCGCAAUUGCGCAGUUCCAGCACGUGCUUGACCGCAACACGGCUGCGCAGGCUUUCAAGCUCCUGAACAAGUACCGCCCGGAGACCAAGGCGGAGAAGAAGGAGCGUCUCCUCAAGGAGGCUACGGCCAUCAAGGAGGGCAAGAAGAAGGAGGACGUCAGCAAGAAGCCGUACACGGUCAAGUACGGUCUGAACCACGUUGUCGGCCUGGUCGAGAACAAGAAGGCUUCGCUGGUCCUGAUCCCCAACGACGUCGACCCGAUUGAGCUGGUUGUCUUCCUGCCGGCUUUGUGCCGCAAGAUGGGCGUCCCGUACGCCAUUGUGAAGGGCAAGGCCCGGCUCGGCACCGUCGUGCACAAGAAGACUGCUGCUGUUCUUGCGUUCACCGAGGUGCGCUCCGAGGACAAGACGGAGCUGUCCAAGCUCGUCUCGGCCGUCAAGGACGGCUACUUGGAGAAGGGCGAGGAUGCCCGCAAGCGGUGGGGUGGUGGCAUCAUGGGCGAGAAGGCCAACAAGCUCAUCGAGAAGAAGCGGAAGGCCAUUGAGACGGCCAUCAAGGUCUAA